Messenger RNA from Gymnodraco acuticeps, 5381 nucleotides. Its product is annotated as homeobox protein Hox-A10. Gene Ontology annotation, cellular component: nucleus. Gene Ontology annotation, molecular function: RNA polymerase II cis-regulatory region sequence-specific DNA binding; DNA-binding transcription factor activity, RNA polymerase II-specific. The transcript is spliced from 2 exons. The record is from RefSeq and is a predicted model, not a curated record. NCBI's taxonomy places the organism in Eukaryota, Metazoa, Chordata, Actinopteri, Perciformes, Bathydraconidae. Gene Ontology annotation, biological process: regulation of transcription by RNA polymerase II. Bases 3499 to 4632 code for a protein of 377 amino acids.
AUUAACUGUGUAACCAAGGAGGCGAGAGCAACGACAGUGAGAGGACGGAUAGGAAAAGCUUCUGCUUGCUCGCUACAUCGACUUCAGUUGGGAGGCUUUUCCCCCUCGUGUGCUUUAUCCACCAGUCAGUUAGGUGCUGCUCUUGGGAUUAGACUCACCUCCACCACCGGGCGGCGCUAUUGGGACCAAUGUCAUGGCCGUGGAUCUUUUCGUCUCCAAACUCACCUCGAAUGCAAGCAGGUAAACGUAUUUGUCACCCAGUCUAUAGCUUAAACAGUUUGCUCCAUUAGGGAAACGUUUUUAUAUGUUCAUCCCUUAGAAAAAUAUUCUUGCAUACGAAGUUAGUUUAAGUUAGGAGCCGUUUGUAUUUAGUUUCCACAUUUCUCUGGUGCUCACUGGGCCGUGCCGUGGAGAAAGUCUUCCUGGGGGCCCUAAUAAGGCAACACAUGUGCCAUGCCUUCUGCUGCAUGUGCUAUUCAUUUAGCUGAGCUUGAGCUUUUUAAUGGUUGAAGUAUAGCAUGGCCGGCAUGUACCUGGAGAGGUCUCCAACUAACAGUCUAACCACAAAUGUUUUGGAUUUGGGGAGAGGACUGCCUUAAUUAUUAAUUUAAAAAACAAAACAAUGGAUACAGUUGGUACGUUAACGGCACAGCAGUAAGCAUGGUGCUGGCUACAAAACAAAUGAAUACAUUGUUGAAAUUCUUCUCAAGCUAUAUGCAGCUCAUCUAUAAUCAGAGCAUCUCUCUUGUAUUGCUCCUUCCUCUUCAAAGGUUCCGCUAACAACAUUUAGCGUCCUCCCAAAUCACAUUAUUCCCUCUACGUGCCAAGUAUAUGAAAAGUGCUUUUAACAGAGAAGAUUUGAUUAUGAUAAGGCAGCAAUCGCGUCUCAUUUUCCUUCCUGUCAUUGAUACAGAGCUGAGGCUAUUCGGUGUCAGUGCGAGUGGCUAUUCUGAACCUUGAUGCGUGCGGACCUAGUCUCGUUCUCCUUUGUCUCUCGUGAAAAAUAAAUGCUUCCGCUGGAUGUAAUAAAACGCCGCAUUAUUGUUCAUAACUGCACUCGGGACGAACAUGAUACGACUCAAACGGCCUCUCCGGCCACUAUUAUAUGGGCCGGAUCAAAGCCAGUGGUCAGAGUAAACUGUGUUGAGGAUAUAAUAGCCGGGCAGCUGUGAAAAUGAAGAUUUAAUAGCUACAAUUAAUAACUGUAACACGAAGAUAUCGAUAGGCAGUACAACACCAUGAAGUGAAUGCAGGCCAACACAAUGUAACAUGGGCACACAUAAUUAAUGGAUGUAUUUAGUUUCCUUAGUGGCUCAUAUGUCCUACAAGCAACAGGCCACUGCAGGGACGAGAAAACAUGCUUUAAACCUAGUUAUGUUAGUUAGUUUGUAGUAGGUUAACAUUGUAUUGGUUUUAAAAAAUGUUUCUGGGGGAUUUUGCUAUACAGGCACAAACGUUUGGCGCACGGCCUUUCUUGUUAAAGCUCCCCACUGAACAUACUAAUUACUUUAUAUAUUUCUACAGCAUAUCACUCUGCUUUAAAAUAAAGCAUUGUAUUACUUUUUCGUAUACACAUAAAUAACCUUCAAUCAUGUUAUAGUAAUUUAAAUAAUUUGAAGUAGUGAGAUUUGAGCAGGAGCCAUUGACAAAUGUCCACCAUCGACGCGCUAAAAACCUAAGCCAGUGUACAUCAGUGAGCUGUCAUUGACGGAGCGUUUGAAAACCUAAAUGGGCUCAAUUUAUGAAUUUCCCCUCAAUCUUUCUCAUUUCAGUACAACAGGCUGGAUACGAACCCAGGGGGUUAGCGGCCACCUGGGCCUGGUAAUGGCAAAGCUGGCCGAGAUUAACUUCAACCUGGAGAGAGAAUAGAGUGCACAUGGCCAAGGACACUAGAUGGAAGGAGAGUUUUAUUGUGGCUCUUAUUGGCCCAAAUUGGACCGACAGGAUGACUUGUAUGUCUGCAUUCCUUUCGCACAUUGUGCCUGUUCCCCACAACACCGCGAUCAAUACGUUGAUAGUUUUAACAAGUCAAAUACUUAUACUGUGCUCAUUUUAGAUUUGUUUUUAAUUGAACAUGUUGUAGGCUGCCGCAGUAUUUAUUCGCAUUUCUUAUAAUCAUCUUUGUGCCGACAGCCUUUGAACGAAAGUGAUUGUUUUACCUUUUCUGUCCCAUGCGUUAUGACUUUGGGUACAGAUAAACUAAUUUCCAUAUCCUAAAUUACUGAAAAUACACAUAAAUACAACCAUUAUUAAUGCGCAUUUUGUUAACAAAUAGUUUUAUAAAAAAACACCUCUUUGUUUUAUUUUGAGACAUUAAAUAACGAAUAUUCAACCAGAGAGAAAACCAAUAACGAGAUCUAAUAAAAAACGUUACUGUGUAUAGGUUUUUAAUGAUAUUUUAAUAAAUAGAUGUUUACAAUGUGAAGAAACUCCAUUUAGGAAACUAUCUGUUUUGUAAACCUUUUUUUCGUCAAAUUAUUUUAGUUCUUGAUGACAAAGAUUUUGUUUGCCGUUGUUUACGCACGGGCAUAGCGUUCCUCAUCUUAAUGAAUUACACAUACAUUAAUAUAAGUCCAACAUUUUAAAUCAAAAAGGGUUAUGUUUGAUAUAAAGGGGAUUUUUUGUUGAUGGAUUACAACAAGGCAGUUCAAGGAUGUACAUUUGAUAUUGAAUCAUUCAGAGUCCUCUUCUGUGUAACAAAACAUAAACGAAAAUCUAAAGAGAAGAACAAAGAAUGUCUGAUAUUACUCUUCUUUUCUUCAGACUACAUUAGUGUUAACACCUUUGCUUUUAGUGCGGAAGACCAGGAUGUCCUAAGGCCAGAGGAUGCACCAUAUAAAACAGCUUUUUGCCAAGUCAUUUAGCUAAAGGCGAAUUCUACCUACAGUUAAAACAUUUUAUUACCUUUAAGUCCCAUUGCUUUGUUGUCGUUUGUGGCUUCUGCAGUGCCAUACUUGAUUUGCAAUCUGAGGGCCAUAUCUACCUCAUGUAAGGAAGUAUUUUUUUUAGAGCGUCUUUAACAAAAGGAGAUGGUAAUAUUAUUAUAAUGUUGUGUUCCACGACUCCUACUUGAGGUAAAUUAAAUCUGAAAGGCUGAUACUGCGUUGCACCUAUUUGAGCUGUGUGGUACAUUUUGAUUUGAAUAUAGGACAGGAGCAAUCAGCUUCAGUGAUUUUUUGAUGGGAUUUCAAAACUUGUUUAAAGAAUGUAUAGAAAUGCAUGUUUUUUCCCCCUUUACAGCUAUGCAGUUGUUAAACUUUGCAUCAUGUUGGACCUCGCCCUCGGUAAUGGUGGUGCAUUAAGACGAGUUGAGGGAAAACACUGAUUGCUCUGCUGCCUCCUUUCUCUGCCUCAGCUCCAAGAUAGAUAUCGCUCCGGCAGCUACGUAGCCUCUGAGUGGGAGGGACUGCCCAUCUUCCAGCAUUUCCAUUGGUUUUACAUUCUGCACGGCAGAAAGGGGGGUGCCUCUAAUCAUAUCCAGCAUGUUUUGCACAAGAAAUGUCAGCCAGAAAGGGCUAUCUUCUUCCUUCGCCAAAAUACACCACAAUAAUGUCAUGUUCGGACAGCCCGUCAGGAAAUGCGUUUUUAGUGGAUUCUCUGAUCAGUGGCCGCAAUGAAAGCGCCGGAGGUCACUAUGGGAGCACGGUGUGCGUGCCUCACAGCACUGCUACCGAAGUGCCUUACGGACUACACAACUAUGGAUACUUCCCAGGUAUGGGUAAGCGAAGCGAAGUGGGUCCUCCAAACAUGGUUUCCGCCUCUGGCCCGUACAUGCCCAGCAUGGAGAUGUGGAUGGACGCGCAGAGGUCAUGUCGAAUGGACCAAGAGCACCCGGUGGGUCCCCAGGUCGCGCCCUGCUCAUUCCCGCAGAAUAUUAAGGAGGAGAGCACAUACUGCCUGUAUGAGCAGCCAAAGUGUCCUAAAGCCUCCACCGCGGAAGAUCUCACUUAUUCGAGGUUAACAACAGCUGGCCUAGGUUCGAGUUCUUGUACAGUUACCGAUGGCGGCGGCGGGGGCUCAGUGCCUGUGCCAGGCUACUUCCGCUUGUCUCAGACGCACGCACAUUCUCAUAAACUUUACAACACUAACGGCCCCCAGCCGAACCCUUCCCAUUCUCAUUUUGGCCUACACCCCAUUGCUCCCACUCGCUUCAACACGCCACCAACCUCGACUUCUGCUCCAGCCACGGCGCAGGAGGGGAGGAAGACCGAGGAGCCCGUGUCCUCGGGAAAAGCAGACCUGCAGCCUCACACGGCACCGGGAAGCGACGAGGCACGCGAGUCCUCGGAUGCAGAAGCCUCCUCAGCCGACGAGACAGAAGAGCAUGACAAAGAGAGAGCAUCAAAGACCACCAAAGGAGCCGCAAAAAUGCAUAGCACGGCCAACUGGCUGACAGCAAAAAGUGGCCGGAAGAAACGCUGUCCAUACACCAAGCAUCAGACUCUGGAGCUGGAGAAGGAGUUCCUCUUCAACAUGUACCUGACCCGAGAGCGCCGCCUAGAGAUCAGUAAAGGCGUCCACCUGACGGACAGACAGGUUAAAAUCUGGUUCCAGAACCGCAGGAUGAAACUGAAGAAAAUGACGCGGGAAAACAGGAUCCGGGAGCUCACAUCCAACUAUGGAUUUUCAUGAUGAACAAGGUGAUCAAAUUGAAAUAGAAGAUGUUUGGUGAAAUCAAUGACACCCUCCCUCCUCCAGCACCCCCACACCCUUCCUCACUUCUCUGUCCACCUAAGACUAAUUUCACUGUGGGGUACUACUUUUUUUAUUUCCAGACACGCUUAAAGUCGAUGCAUCGUCCUCUGUGCGCUAUAUUGAGAAUAAGAAAAUGGGGAAAAAUUGAAUGUAGAGUUUUAUUUGAUUGCUUUCUGAUAUUGUGUUUUUGUAUCAUCUACCUGUUUCUGUCCCUUCUGUCGUAUGGUUGGAUAGUGUCGUCAGUGGAGUUAAAUUAACGCAAUUUAAAAACAUUGUGCACUGGAAGGUGGCUUAAAUUUUCCACUUUUCCCCAAACUGCUGGCAAAUAAUCGUAAAUGUAUUCAAACAAAUAUUAAUUUGUUUUAUUUUAAUUUGAAUUGCAUGAUAUUACAUUUUCCUAUACAUUUAUUUUGUAGUUAUUCAAUCACUCUGGAAUAUAACACGUACCACAAGGGAAGAAGAAUAAUUCACCAUGUGAUCAUUAGAUGUAGUCCACCAUGGUAUAGGCCUAUUCUAUAUACGAGCUAAAUGUAUGAGUCGGAUCUUUAAUCACGAUGAGGACGUUUACACGAAAAAGGUGUGCAAAGUGAAAUAGGAAUGUUUCUAUUGUAUAUUUCUGUGUACAUAUUGUGUUUUUUGUGUAAUGCUUAAUAAAUUAUCAGCUCGCAUAGAAGUAGCUGCCUGUA